Bombina bombina (fire-bellied toad) is the source of this 1779-nucleotide messenger RNA. RefSeq names its product lectin, mannose binding 2 (gene LMAN2). Lineage: Eukaryota; Metazoa; Chordata; Amphibia; Anura; Bombinatoridae. Gene Ontology annotation, molecular function: D-mannose binding. The record is from RefSeq and is a predicted model, not a curated record. Gene Ontology annotation, cellular component: Golgi membrane; endoplasmic reticulum membrane; COPII-coated ER to Golgi transport vesicle. The transcript is spliced from 8 exons. Bases 33 to 1064 code for a protein of 343 amino acids. Gene Ontology annotation, biological process: Golgi organization; endoplasmic reticulum to Golgi vesicle-mediated transport; endoplasmic reticulum organization.
GGAGGAAGCAGGAAGUUUUGUGCACCAAGGAGAUGGUCAUGAUGGCGGUGGUGUGUCAGCUUAACAGCGUAAUGUUGAUAAUCUUACCGCUGUUAUUGAGUUCGUGGAGUUCCAGGGUUGUUGCCGACAUCACCGAUGGGAAUAACGAGCACUUAAAACGGGAACAUUCACUAAUCAAGCCGUAUCAGGGUGUGGGGUCUAGUUCCAUGUCUUCGUGGGAUUUCAGCGGUAAUACUAUUCUGACAAGUCAGUACGUGCGCCUUACAUCCGAUGAGCGAAGUCGGGAGGGCUCAAUCUGGAACAGAAUGCCAUGUUUCUUGAUGGACUGGGAAUUGCAUGUACAGUUUCAGAUCCAUGGAGGAGGAAAGAAGAACUUGCAUGGAGAUGGCUUUGCUCUGUGGUAUGCAAAGGAUCGUUUGAUACCAGGUCCUGUUUUUGGAAACCAAGAUAACUUCCAUGGUCUGGCAGUAUUUGUGGACACCUAUCCUAAUGAUGAAACAACAGAGAGAGUUUUCCCAUAUAUAUCUGUCAUGGUAAAUAAUGGCUCAUUAAAAUAUGACCAUAGUAAAGAUGGACGCACUGUAGAACUUGCAGGCUGUACUGCAGAUAUCCGCAAUAAGAAUCAUGACACUUUUCUCGCAAUCCGCUAUUCUCAAGGACGUCUUACGGUCAUGACUGAUAUUGAAGAUAAGAAUGAAUGGAAAAAUUGUGUUGAUAUUUCUGGAGUCCGGUUGCCAACUGGAUACUUUUUUGGGGCAUCUGCUGCCACGGGAGACUUAUCGGAUAACCAUGAUAUAAUCUCUAUGAAGUUAUAUCAGCUGAUGGUAGAACAUUCACCAGAAGAUGAAAACAUUGACUGGACCAAGAUUGAACCCAGUGUGAGCCUACUGAAAUCCCCCAAGGAUAAUGUUGAUGACCCAACUGGAAAUUUUCGAAGUGGACCUCUAACUGGCUGGAAGGUUUUCCUACUACUACUAGCUGCUCUCCUUGGUAUUAUUGUAUGUGCAGUAGUGGGAGCUGUUGUUUUCCAGAAACGUCAAGAAAGAAACAAGCGAUUUUACUAGUUGGAAGUUAUGGUGAACAUUAUCAGUGCCCAAAUGUGAACUUUGUUUUUCUUUUUUUUUUUUUUUCUUUUUUUUUCUUUUUUUUCUUGAUUUUUAAAAAAAUUGUACAAAACUGAAGUGGGUUAAUAAGAAAAUAACUUCAUUUCUAUUUUCUUACUUUGCAUUUAAAGGUGAAGGAAUGAAAUCCAUAAUAUGGGUAAAAAGAGGAGCAAUUGUUUUAUGGACAAUACCUGAUAUCUGUUUGUUUGUUUUUAUGACAUAUAUUAAUUUCUGACUGUAGCGGAGUGUGCUUUGGAGACAUUUCCUAGUUUCUGCACACACAGCCUAGAAUGCUUCACUUGUGGAGUUGAAUCUAGGUGUGUAAGGCAAACCAUUUUUCAUACUGAAUGUCUUCUUGUGCAGCUUCUGGCAGCAGGAUCCUGUGGAUUGUAACAGCUGCUCUGCACAAAACGCUGACCGGAUUUAGUAAGCAUGGCUGCACUUUCCAUUAUGGUUUCCUCAAUCACAAAGUUUACAAUGACCUGAGGAUGGGGAGUCAAGGAUUUGGGAUUUUUUUUAGCUUUGGUCUGCACUACAUAUCCUGUAAAUCCUCUGGAAAGAAUAUUAUGCCACAGAAAUAUUGACUCUGCAGGAAUCUGGGUAUGCAUUUAGUAACAUUGUGGAACAUCUAGCUGUUACGGAGGUUGGUUGCUCAUUAAAAAAUAUUUGGUAUCUU